AUGCAGGAUUUGGGUCCUGAAGACCCUGAUGCCCUUCGCCACCCCAGCUACGAGCAGAUUAACUUUUUCGGGAAGCAAGAAAAUCCCGGGGGAACUGGCCGAAUGAAGUUCAUCCCGACGAGAUGGCUUCCAGAAAACCAUUACGUCUUCCAAGAGAAGAUGCUGGCGGUUGUCGGCCUCAGCCGAAAGCACAGAGGCGAGCUGAGCGAGGCCACUUCAGGGAUUGACUAUGAUCGGCUAGGUGUGAAUGCUGAAAGAGUCAUCUUAGACCGGGCUACCGCAAUCACUGACCCGAAGGACCGUCCACUGCAUCUGCAUUCAACGGGUCAUCAGAUUGAGGCUGCUGCAGAUUAUCUAAAGCAGAAACCUUGGUGGGCGAAGCAGGAUCCUUUGAGGCCUUUGCUGUCUGAAGAAGAACAGGUUGCUCGGACAGCUGAGAACGUUACUAGGGCGAUUGAAGCCUUAGAAGGAGGUGAAGGGACCUUUGGUGCUUUCGAGCAGGGAACUUCUGCAGCCGAAGAUCAGCCGAGGGUUUCGUCUGAAGAAGGAAGCGGAAGGAGAGAAGGGAAAGCACCUGUUCGUCCUGAAGAUUUGUCAUCGUCCGAAUCUAAAGAAUCUGAUAUGGAUGAGCAGCCCCCGACCAAAAGAAGGAGGAAGAGGAUAACAGUACUAGGUCCUCGUCAGUUUCAGACGAGGCCGAUGCCUACUGGAGGCAUCAGCAUAAGGGAGCCUGAUGAAGGUAGAGGCUCGCCGAGGGCUCCCCCUCCGCCAGAAAACCCUCCUCCUCGAACCCCUCCACCACCUCCCGAAACUCGAGAAAUGGAGGUCAUGCACAAUCAGACUCUUACUGUAGAGCUAAUAGACACUCUCCAAGACAAGCUGGAGAAUGCUUGGGAGGACACGAAAAUUGCCCAAGAAGAGGCAAAGCUAGCAGUGCUGAAGCAGCAGGCUGCUGAAGAGAAGCAGGCCGAGGCUGAGAAGUAUGAGAAGCAGGCUGCACAGGCCCUCCAAACCUUCUGCCAUGCCAUGGAGACUGAAGUCUUCCCAACUCUGAUGGCCGGGGAGAAGGUCAUUAACGAGUUCGGGGCCUUCGACAUCCCUAGCUUCAAGGCGGCCAUUGCACGCUGGGUGGCUGAUGAGGCAGCUGGGCAGCUGAAGGCUAAAGAGGAUGAUCUGUCCCAGGCUAAGGCCGAAGCUUCACGGGUUCAGUCGGAGCUAAAUGAACAAAAUACUUCCUCCUCCAAACUCUUUGAUGAGUUGAACAAAUCUAAAAAGGAUUUGGAGGAGAGUCAAAAGAAGCUGGCUGAUGCUGAAGCCUUGCUCCAUGAUCCCGAAGAUCCCCAUAUGAAGUUCCCUACUCCCAUUGAGUUCGAAAUUUUGAAAGCUGAAGAAGCCGAGGAGGAAGCCGAACUAAGGGAGAUAGAGGCUGAACAGAGAGCAACGGAAGCCCAGAUGAAAGCCCAGCCUGCCUCUUCUGAUGCCGGAGCUGAGUCUGCCCAGGAACAAGGCAAUGCUGACCAGCCUGACCCUUCGGCUGAAGUAUAG
Messenger RNA from Chenopodium quinoa (quinoa), 1545 nucleotides. RefSeq lists its product as uncharacterized. The record is from RefSeq and is a predicted model, not a curated record. The coding region runs from base 1 to 1545 and encodes 514 amino acids. NCBI's taxonomy places the organism in Eukaryota, Viridiplantae, Streptophyta, Magnoliopsida, Caryophyllales, Amaranthaceae. The transcript has 6 exons.